AUGGAUCUUAGUAAAAUGAUACCAGAAAUAUUCUCAAAACUUGAACAAAAAUGGCUUGAUCACCAUUGCCAUGUCAAGAAAACCCGUAUUCUCACCAUUGACGGCGGCGAAACCACCGGCUCUGUUUCAGGCAGUUCCUUAAUUUAUCUCGAAGAUCAGAUUCAAUCCAUAACCUCCGAUCCCAACAUCCGAAUCAUCGAUUUCUUUGAUAUUAUCGCCGGCACAGGAAUCGGCGGUUUAUAUGCAACAUUACUCGCCGCCGACGAUGGAACAGGUCGCCCUCUUUUCACCGCUAAAGAAGCUGUUAAUUUUGUUAAAGAAAAGCAAUCAGAUCUCUACCGUGUCAAAACAUCAAACCCAUUUCGCCGUCGCCGUAGAUUUUCAGGAAAAAGUAUGACAAAAUUACUCGCCGGCGUUUUAACAACAAAAAACGGCGAAUUAAUGACUCUCAAGAACACAUGUAAACCCAUCUUAAUCCCUUGUUUCGAUCUCAACAGUUCUGCCCCGUUCGUUUUCUCCCGAGCCGACGCAUCUCAGUCCCGAAGCUACGAUUUCCAUCUCUGGAAAGUAAUUCGCGCCACGUUAGCAGCUCCGUCAUUGUUCAACCCGUUUCCUUUAACAUCCGUUGACGGAAAAACAUCAUGCCUCGCCGUCGACGGUGGCAUUGUCAUGAACAAUCCGACAUCCGCCGCCGUUACUCACGUACUCCAUAAUAAAUGCGAUUUUCCGUCUGUUAACGGCUUUGACGAUCUCCUUGUCCUUUCUCUAGGCAACGGCUCUUCCAUUCGUAACAACCAUGUCAACCACAGCCGCCGUUGCUUGACGUCGGCGAUCGUAAACAUCGCCGUUGACGGUGUUUCUGAAACCGUUGAUCAAAUGAUCGCCAAUUCAUUCUGCUUCAACCGGCCGGAUUACGUUAGAAUUCAGGCUUAUGAAGAAAAAAGAAUUCACGGAGAUGUGUUAACGGAGAAAGGGGUAGAAACGUUGCCGUUUGGCGGGAAGAAGUUACUAACGGAGACAAACGGAGAACGGAUUGGAACCUUUGUGCAGCGGCUUACGGACAGCCUUCCGCCAAGUCCAUGCAAGGAAAAGGCUGUUACUGUUAAUGCUGUUAUUAACUGUCGUUAGAUCUUAACUUGAGGAUAGGAGUGAGUUGUAUUGACUUUAUCUAAUUGAAUAUUUUAUUUAUGGUAUUUUAUAUUUUGUGAC
Molecule: messenger RNA, 1209 nt
Organism: Impatiens glandulifera
Lineage: Eukaryota; Viridiplantae; Streptophyta; Magnoliopsida; Ericales; Balsaminaceae
Product: probable inactive patatin-like protein 9
Exons: 2
Coding region: 1-1128 (375 amino acids)
Biological process (GO): lipid metabolic process
Source: RefSeq, a predicted model, not a curated record